Messenger RNA from Perkinsus marinus ATCC 50983, 1230 nucleotides. RefSeq lists its product as hypothetical. The coding region runs from base 1 to 1230 and encodes 409 amino acids. Lineage: Eukaryota; Perkinsozoa; Perkinsida; Perkinsidae. The transcript has a single exon. The record is from RefSeq and is a predicted model, not a curated record.
AUGUCGCGCUGCGUCAGCUUUCUCAAGGUAUCAUUUCUGGUGACCGCUGCCUGGAUCGGCGUUCUCGCCCUCUGGCUCGGGUAUGAACUCAAAAGCUCUGCCAAUGCAGUACCGGCAUCGUAUUUGGUCCACAACUGCAGUUCGAAUCCUCGUCCACAUGGGCAACAAGCGCUUGCUCAUCCUGACGUGCCCUAUGGUUGUGGUAUGGUUAAGUUGUUCAGCUCUCCCGACGUCUCUGUCGAAGCCUAUAUUCAGCCAGAUGGUGGUAAGGGCUGGAGUAAUGCCGGUCGCUUCGAGGCCUAUGGUCAUGUUUAUCAAGUUGACGCUCUCAUAGAUAAGAGCUUAGCAGAAGCAAUGAGUGCCUCUUCCGAGCUUGGCCCUGCUGACACUCUCCUCCUCACUAGCUCUCAUAUUGAUCAUAUUGGUGGCAUUAUAGCUCAUGAAAAUAUCACUACGGCCAUUAUGCACGAGGACAUGCGCCCAGUUGUGGAAGGUAUCCUAGCUUCAAGCAAGGAUGAUGCAAAACAGCAUGCUGCUGCCUACUAUCUCUACAGAUGGUUUGGCCAGUAUCUUCAGCCUCUCUUGAGCGUCAUGCCUAAGCCUUUGCAGCGUCUAGUUGUCGGACUCGAGCUUGGCCACUACUAUGCUCAGUUCGAUUCCGAUAAGCUGGACCAUCUCUCUAUGGAGGUCGCUACCUUUGAUGGCGAUCUUGGUCUGGUCCGCGACCAUAUCCAACUGAAGUGCUUCGGUCCCCCUACUCAUAGUUGCUUGGACUGCAUUGUCAUUGUACCCGAGGCCAAAGUUGUCUUCACUGGUGACAUUCUAUUUGUUGGUAUAGCCCCUAUCAUGACCCGAGAGUCAGCACAGAAGUCCUUGGAUGCUCUAGCCUGGCUUGAGGAGCGUAUUGAUUCGUCAUGGAAACUGGUUCCUGGUCAUGGUCCUGUUACGUCUCUCGACGGUCUGCAAGCUGCCAAGCACUAUUAUCGAAGCCUUCAGGAGGCCGUAGACCAGGAGGGUUGUUCCUGCUUAGAUAACCAUACCAUGUGUGGGCUGGACUUCUACACAUCUCCUCCUGAAGAGCUCCGUGACUGGACGGAGCUGCAGCGGUCUAUGGUGAAUGCCUUCGUUGAGUGUGAGAUAAAAGAAGGCAGAAAUCUCACUGAGGCCGAUUUUACGAGACUCGCCAUCGACGCUGAAGUUUUAAAGGAACUCAGGUCCCAAUCGCAGUAG